AUGGCCGCCGCGACUCUCAAGAUCGCCGUCAUACCCGGAGAUGGCAUCGGCACCGAGGUUAUGCCCUACGGCGUCCGAUGUCUUCAGGCCGCCGCCCAAGCCUUUGGCCUUGCACUGCAUUUCGAGACCUUCGAUUUUGCCAGCUGUGUCUUCUACCAGGAGCACGGAGAGAUGCUGCCGCUCGAUUGGAAGGAUACUCUGCUGAAGUUCGAUGCCAUCUAUUUCGGAGCCGUUGGCAUGCCCGCUCUCGUGCCCGACCACGUCUCGUUGUGGGGGGGUUUGCUGAAGUUCCGCCGCGAAUUUGAUCAGUACAUCAAUCUUCGUCCCUGUCGGUUGAUGCCCGGCGUCCGUUGCCCGCUGGCUGGACGCCAACCCGGCGAUAUCGACUUCUGGGUUGUUCGAGAGAACACCGAAGGGGAGUACAGCUCCAUUGGCGGAAAGAUAUUUGAAGGCACCGACAGGGAGACUGUCAUCCAGGAGACUGUCAUGACCAGGACAGGCGUAGACAGGGUGCUUCGUUACGCAUUCGAGCUCGCCCAGAGACGGCCGCGCAAGCACCUUACCAGUGCGACAAAGAGCAACGGUAUCAGCAUCACAAUGCCCUACUGGGAUGAACGGGUCCGUGAGAUGGCGUCCAACUAUCCCGACGUGGCUGUUGACAAAUACCACAUCGACAUCUUGACUGCGCACUUCGUGCAGAAGCCAGACGUGCAUGUAAUUUUCGAUGUCGUCGUCGGGAGCAAUCUGUUCGGUGACAUCCUAAGUGACCUUGGGCCAGCAUGCACUGGAACCAUCGGAAUCGCCCCGUCAGGUAACAUCAACCCGGACAAGAAAUUCCCAAGCCUUUUCGAGCCAGUACACGGAAGUGCACCGGAUAUUGCUGGUAAGGGUAUCGCAAACCCAGUCGGCAUGAUUGUAAGCAACUCUGUCAUCUCGUUUGAAGAAGACAAGAGCGUCUGGGCUGGACAGAUGAUGCUUCAACACUUUGGGUUCCAUGAUGCAGCGGGGGCGAUGCUCCAGGCGAUUGAGAGGGUCCUGGCAAGAGGCGAGGCAGAAGUGCUGACUGCUGACAUGGGCGGCAAGGGGACAACCAAGGCUCUAGGUGAAGCUAUCGAGAGCGAGAUCCUGUCCUUCAAGGGCACCUGA
Messenger RNA from Anthostomella pinea, 1146 nucleotides. NCBI's taxonomy places the organism in Eukaryota, Fungi, Ascomycota, Sordariomycetes, Xylariales, Xylariaceae. The record is from the annotation of a GenBank genome assembly.